Molecule: messenger RNA, 2130 nt
Organism: Kwoniella shivajii
Lineage: Eukaryota; Fungi; Basidiomycota; Tremellomycetes; Tremellales; Cryptococcaceae
Product: DNA repair protein (mre11)
Exons: 20
Coding region: 1-2130 (709 amino acids)
Biological process (GO): double-strand break repair via nonhomologous end joining; mitotic intra-S DNA damage checkpoint signaling; mitochondrial double-strand break repair via homologous recombination
Cellular component (GO): nucleus; Mre11 complex; site of double-strand break
Molecular function (GO): 3'-5'-DNA exonuclease activity; single-stranded DNA endonuclease activity; manganese ion binding
Source: RefSeq, a predicted model, not a curated record
AUGACAGCUUCGGCCAGCGCAAGAUCUGUUCCUGGAAGUGAAGUAGGGGACGAUCCUCACCAUUCCAUUACCGAGCAGAACCCAGACAACUGUUUUCGUAUUCUUCUCGCUACUGACAAUCACAUCGGAUAUGCGGAAAAAGAUCCUAUAAGAGGUCAAGAUGCCAUCAACACGUUCAGGGAAAUCUUGGAAAUCGGCAGAGACGCGGAGGUCGACUUUAUCUUAUUGGCAGGAGACUUGUUCCAUGAGAAUAGACCAAGUAGGACUUGUAUGCACCAAACCAUAGCCCUCUUGAGGGAAUAUACUUUAGGGGAUAAACCUGUUUCAUUCGAGCUGUUAAGUGACCCAUACGAUGGAAGUGCACCUGGGUUCUCGUUCCCCGCUGUCAAUUACGAAGACCCCAAUCUUAAUAUCGCCACUCCUGUCUUUUCUAUACACGGUAACCACGAUGACCCACAGGGUACUGGUCCGGAAGGAGCACUGUGCGCACUCGAUGUCCUGUCUGUCUCCGGUGUACUGAAUUACUUUGGUAAAGUGGAUCUGCAAGCCGACGAAGCCGCUCCUGACGAUGGGUCGGACAAGGGUAUUCGUAUCAAGCCUAUCCUUCUUCGUAAAGGUUCUUCUCAUUUGGCCAUGUACGGUGUUGGCAAUGUCAAAGAUGCUAGAAUGCACUAUGAAUUAAGGUCAAACAGGGUGAAAAUGUAUAUGCCUGAAGGAGGAGAUGUUCCGGAGGAAGAUUGGUUCAACAUUCUUCUGGUUCAUCAAAACAGAGUCAAACACGGUCCGCAACAAUCAGUACCAGAAGGGAUGUUUGAUGAUUCUAUUCGACUCGUGGUAUGGGGUCACGAGCAUGACUGUCGUAUCACCCCUGAAAAAGUGGAAGGCAAAGAUUACUGGAUCUCUCAGCCUGGUAGUUCAGUUGCCACCAGCUUGGCACCAGGUGAAGCCAUACCGAAACAUGUCGGUAUCAUGUCCAUUCAAGGUUCACAAUUUCAAAUUGCUGAAAUACCGCUCAAAACGGUUCGACCAUUCGAGCUUGACGAGGUGAUCUUAUCUUACGCUGCUGAACAAGGAGUUUUGAGUUUGGAUGAUAAAGAUAGUAUCACAGAUUAUCUUCGAAAAGAGGUUGAAAGACUGGUCAAACAAGCGGAGGUGAAUUGGCGAGAACGAAACCCUGAUCCCAAGGAAAAGAUGAUGUUGCCUUUAAUCAGAGUAAAGGUCGAGACUACCGAUGCGAAGGAGAUGACCAACCCGGUACGAUUCGGUCAACUCUUCGUUGGUAAAGUCGCAAAUCCACGAGAUAUAUUGCAGUAUUACCGAAAGAAAAAGCCUACGGAGAGAAAGGUUAAAAACAACCCCGACCUUCCCGACGAAGACGAAGAAGAAUGGGAAGGUGAGGACGCGUCUAUCUUGACCACGAAUGAUCGACUGGCCAAGUUGCGAAUGGCAAAUUUGGUGAAGCAGUACCUGCAAGCCCAAAACUUGGAAGUAUUGGUGGAGAAUGGCAUGGAAGAUGCUGUUAUGAGGUUUGUGGAGAAGGACGACAAAGACGCCAUCAAAGACUUCGUCUCGGAUACAUUAAAGAUGGUCGGACGGGAUAUGAGAAGUAAGGACAUGGACGAAGAUGAUGUGGAGGACCAUAUGCUACAAGCGAAGGAACAUGCUGCGUCUCAAUAUGCUGAAGCUCGACCUAUUCCCAAGGAAAAGCCAAAGAAGGGCAAAAAAAAGCAGAACGACUCAGAUGAAGAUAGCAUGUUGGAGGAAGAUGAUGAUCAAAUGGAUCUCGAUUCCGAUGGCUCCUUGGCUGAAAGCAAAGCUCCACGUAAGGGUAAAGGUAAGGCUCCUCCAGCUAGAGGAAAAGGCAAAAAACCUUUAUUUGAUGAUGCUUCAGAUUCUGACUCUGAAGAGGAUGAAGAAGAAGAAGAAGUGUUACCAGCUCCUAAAAAAAGAAGUGCAGCUUCGACCGCAACCUCAACUCGAAAGCCUGCUGCUAAAACUACUGCCAGAGCACCAGCUAAAAAGGCCCCUACCAGAGGUGGUGCAAGUGCUAAGGCACCACAACAGUCUCAGUUGACAUUCUCUAAAGGUAAUAAAGCCUCCAAACCUAUUGAGCUUUCCGAUGAUGAAUAA